Messenger RNA from Gadus morhua (Atlantic cod), 4190 nucleotides. Its product is annotated as paired box protein Pax-6. Gene Ontology annotation, molecular function: DNA-binding transcription factor activity, RNA polymerase II-specific; RNA polymerase II transcription regulatory region sequence-specific DNA binding. Lineage: Eukaryota; Metazoa; Chordata; Actinopteri; Gadiformes; Gadidae. The coding region runs from base 84 to 896 and encodes 270 amino acids. The record is from RefSeq and is a predicted model, not a curated record. The transcript has 7 exons. Gene Ontology annotation, biological process: regulation of transcription by RNA polymerase II.
GAGAGAGAGAGAGAGAGAGAGAGAGAGAGAGAGAGAGAGAGAGAGAGAGAGAGAGAGGUGGCAGUGGGACUCUGCUGCUUCUGAUGUACGACAAGGUGACCAUGAUCAACCUGCAGGACGGAUCCAACUGGACUGGACCCAACCACUGGUACCAGGACCCAUCAGCGCUUCGUCCCCACCACGGCCCAGCCUCGGACGGCUGCCUGCUGGACGAGGACAGCGGGCCGCCCAGCGAGAGAGGGCCGGGGAGAGGAGGGGAGAAGGAGGAGAGAGGAGGCUCCCCGCUCCGGCUGCAGCUGAAGAGGAAGCUGCAGAGGAACAGAACCAGCUUCACCCAGGAGCAGAUAGAGGCUCUGGAGAAAGAGUUCGAGAGGACCCACUACCCCGAUGUCUUCGCCAGGGAGCGGCUGGCCAACAAGAUCGACCUCCCAGAGGCGAGGAUACAGGUGUGGUUCUCCAACCGCAGAGCCAAGUGGAGGCGGGAGGAAAAGCUCCGCAGUCAGAAGAGGGCAGGUAGCAUCACAUCCUGUUCUCAGAGCCAAGCCCCUCUGACCACUUCCUUCAACACGCCCGUUUACCACCAGCAGCACACAAACAACACAGGGCCCAUGUUGAGUCAGGCUGACUCAUCUCUGUCCAGUUACUCUUCUUUGUCUGUUUUCUCCUCUGCAGUUCAGUCCCUUCCCUCCCCAGCCGUCUCCUCCUAUUCCUGCAUGCUCCCCUCUCCCCCCCGCUCCUUCGACUCCCUCUACACCUCCUCCCACAUGCAGCCGUCCUCAGCCAACACCAAUACAGGGCUUAUAUCCCCGGGGGUCUCGGUACCGGUGCAGGUCCCGGGUUCGGACCCCCAGGGUCUGGGUCAGGAUCUGGGUCAGUACUGGGCUCGGCUGCAGUGAGUCUCCUGAGCCACACAGGGGCGAGGUUAUGCACGUGUGGACGUGUGGACGUGUGGACGUGCAGGGCUCAUGGGCACGAGAAUGAGGAAGCGAGGAAUCGAGCUACAGUUCACAGAUCCACAUUCAAAGUUUACAUGUAGGGAGAGGUCUGGUUCACCCUUAUCGACCCUGGCCAGGUCCAUACCCUGGUCAUUACCCUGGUCCAUACCCUGGUCAUUACCCUGGUCCAUACCCGGGUCAUUACCCUGGUCAUUACCCUGCUCAUUACCCUGGUCCAUACCCUGGUCCGUACCCUGGUCCACACCCUACUCAUUACCCUGGUCAUUAUCCUGGUCCAUUCCCUAGUCCAUACCCAGGUCAUUACCCUGGUCCAUACCCUGGUCAUUAACCAGGUCCAUAGCCUGGUCAUUACCCUGGUCUAUACCCUGCUCAUUGCCCUUCUCUUUACCCUGAUCAUUACCUUGGUCAUUACCCUGCUCAUUAUCCUGGUCCAUACCCUGCUCAUUACCUUUGUCAUUACCCUGGUGAUUACCCUGGUGAUUACCCUGGUCCAUACCCUGGUCAUUACCCUGGUCAUUGACCUGGUCCAUACCCUGGGCCAUACCCUGGUCAUCAUUACCUUGCUCAUUACCCUGCUCCAUACCCUGCUCAUUACCCUGGUCAUUAUCCUGGUCAUUACCCUGGUCAUAACCCUGGUCAUUACCCUGGUCCAUACCCUGCUCAUUACCCUGCUCAUUACCCUGGUCCAUACCCUGGUCCAUACCCUGGUCAUUACCCUGGUCCAUACCCUGCUUAUUAGCCGAGGCAAUAGGAGGGUUUCAGUCAAGUGAUAAGGAGUUCCUUAAAGAGGUUCAGCCAUUUUGGUUCUUCUUUUCAGUUCCAGAAGGAAGGAACCAGUUGUUAUGAUUCUUAUGAUAAUGGUAGGAAAGCUCAACGAUGGCAGCUAUAAUGUGUUUGUCAAGGUAUGAAACCCUCCUAUAGCCCAUUACCUCAUCACUGUCUCCACCCUUAUUACCCUGGGGAUUACCCUGGGGAUACCCUGUUCCUUUCCUGGGGCAAUUACCUUUACCUUUACCUGGAUAUUAGCCUGGUCUCCAUCCUGGUCAAGCAAGCAUUACCGAGGUCACUAACAUCGUCAUUUUACUGCUGUUUACCCAGCAUGCAUCCCUGUUCUGAACCGUGGCCCCGGUUUGCCGUCCAAAAAAUUGAAAUCAACAGAAGACCCACAACGAAGACGCCUAGAGAAUAAGCUCUCAGCCCGGUGUUGGGCGUGGACCCCAUGACCAGAGUGCUAAAAUAGACCAUGCAUAUAAAACAUGGCCCUUUGUGCUUUUUAAAGAGCGACGGGGAAUUUGGUAAACAACUCUUGGUUUUAAAGGAUUUUACGAGACAAGGAAAAACCGAUAAGCGAACGGCCCUCCAAUCCCAUAAUUCAGCAUUGUCUGAGAUUAAUCAGCAUCGACAUACUGUAUACCCUAAUGAUCUGCUGACCAAUCACUGUUAGCGUGUGAAUAUCUGUGUGAGAAUGUGGUUUGAACAAGGUUUGAAUCCGCGCCCACAACACUGCCGGCGAGUUCCCGGAGAAAGACUGUAGCUCCACCAAACUGUGAACAUUUCAGAAAUUCUAGAGACAAUCACCGUCUGGACAGACACAGAAAAAGUGCAUAUUUUUGUAUAGAGAUUAAUGUAUGGUGGUGAUGAAGGUAACUCAAUAUUGGUCGUUAUCGUAGAGAACACUGCAGCUCAGUGAGGAAAUUGAUCAUUUGAGUGAGGAAGGCAGGAAGUACAUAUCCAUUAGCCAAUGACAAUCAAGCACAAUAUCUUCUUAUAUCCAAUAAAUGUGAACACUGUGAAAAAACGGAAUGCCACCAAUUGUGAACCUGUUUCAACCUGUUUAAACAUGUUUUAGCCAGCGCCACGCGACCAAAUAAAACACUACAGGAUUGGAGACCAAGACAAGGUUAUGAGGAGAUGAACGUUUGUAUUCCGGUGUUAUUGUGGUUCACCCCUCUGCCCCCUGCGUCAUGUGAUCGGUUCUCUAGGAUCUCCCUCUCCUGUCUGACGACAUGUGAUUAUUUAUGUUUUUUACAUGGCUGUACGUGUGCGUUCUGCUACUAUUAUUCUGCCUUCUAACGUGUUACUUAACUUUGUGUGCUGGGUCAGUUCCGACAGUAAACCUGUCGAUGACGAACUGAGACCCCUUUAAUGACAAUAAAGAUGUGUGGAAGGACCAAAUAUAUCUUUAUCUACAUAUUAUUUUUUUUAUAUCUAUAUAUCCUCCCACCAUGUUUUAGACAGCUGGACCAUGACAGUUACGGUUGGGUUUAGAGUUAAGGUUAAUGCGAUUGCUGAGGUAAGUGUCCUAGCUAGGGUUAAAAGCAUGAGGUAAGCUAAGGCUUCGCCAGGAGCUAAGUGUGAGGUCUAAGGUAAGGAUUAGGGUUUGGGUUGUUUGAAAAUAAAGCCCAGCCAUUAAGGGCUGUGUUUAAUACCCUCCCUGUCUUAACCCUGAAAGUCCUGUGAGGUAAGAGGAAGGGCCGGGCUCGGGUCAGAGGUUUGGAUUGGCGUUUGGAUAAGGUCAAGUGUUACAGCAGGGUUGCCAACUUUCAGGCUUCUGGCGUGGGUCACACACACUAUCACCUUCAGCCUCAAACUCAUGCUGCCCAAACCAGUCACACGUUUACCUGGGAGACAGUAGUCAGGCUAUGUCAGUAAACUGGCCGUUUUCUUGUUUUUGGAAAACUGAAAAUCUGACCCUUUACCUUUUGGAUUUUGGCGGGAAUCUGACCAUACUAUAGUACCCCGACCCAGACAGACACACAGAGACUCCUGAUUAGGGCUGGAAAUGUUUUGAACAGAGCCAGAGCCUGCGGCAUGGGGAACAAUUAAUCAAUAAUAAAGCAAAUCACAAAUAGUUCUGAUUAUAUUUGCAAGCUACAUCAGGAUUAUGCAUUGCUGCCCAUAAAGCUCCGGCUCCCUAGCAGAGCCCCCAAACUCUCUGCUGGGGGGAACAAGUUCUCUGCUGGGAAUCAGUUCUCCUCUAAUGUGCUGGAUCUGCUUCAGUUCUCAGGGGAGGAGGAGGAGGAGGAGGAGGAGGAGAGGCUGGAAAUAUGACACGUAUUAUGUUUUUCUUGAGAGGAAGAGGAAGUGGCUCUUGCGUAUGGUUGUCAGAAGUGUUGCACCACAGUUAACUGGAAAAAUGACUGAUAACUAGUUACUCCUCAAAAUAGUAACUUAGUUACUUUACUGAUUACUUGAUUUUAAAGUUAACUAAGUUCGAUUACAAGAUACUUUAUC